UCUCGACGCGAUGCAGGAAAUUACGAAAACAACCCGGCGGAACGGUCCGGCUUUACAUGUGCUUUUACGACGAACCCAUACAGAUCGAACGUGAUCUCACGAGAUCAUAGACCGAUUGCCCGAAACAGCAAAUCCCUCAAGUUGCAGCUGUGACUCCUCCCGGCGCCUCGGCACACCUGGUGACUCCCAGUCAGGUGCUCAUAUAUAAGAGCAUGCGGUCCCAUGAUGUAUUCGAUUACAACAAAGCUAUUCAAUUCAUCCAAACACAACUACAACCAUCAACAUCACAGCACUCGACCGAUCGACCAGACAAUUCUCCGUCCAAGAUGCCUUCAAUCGCUAAAUUCCCUCCUGCCCGCGUCUUCCUCAAGACUCCCUCGUCACCCAUCUCGGCAACACGCAGGUCGGCGUUGGCCGGAUCAAACCCUCUGAGCCCUCGUUUCACUACCUCAGCAUCCAACGCAUCACCGAGUGUGACCUCGUUUGCGUCGCAACCGACACGGUCGAAUGCUACAACUACACCGAGAACACAAGCUCCCUCCACGCCGUUUGAACGAGAUGAAUCCUUUGUCACGUUUCGAGAAACAAAAAACCACCAAUCAGGCACAUCCAGAAAAAAAGCGAGUCGAUUUUAAACCCUUCGAGGUCGUUGAUCUGCUACACUGGCCCGCAUCAAGCGCUGAGCGGGCAUUG
Molecule: messenger RNA, 693 nt
Organism: Dothidotthia symphoricarpi CBS 119687
Lineage: Eukaryota; Fungi; Ascomycota; Dothideomycetes; Pleosporales; Dothidotthiaceae
Exons: 2
Coding region: 213-635 (140 amino acids)
Source: RefSeq, a predicted model, not a curated record